GCCGGGCACACGUUGUCAUGUCGCUACGGGGAACAUAGACACGCACGUAUUGGGAAAUACUCUUCGUGAAUUAAGUGUUGUGUAACUUUAGUGUUGUGCUCAUUCAUCGAUAACUAUUGAGUAAAGUUGAGUGUUAUAAAUGAUCAAGAUGAAAAGGAUUUGUCAUCUCAUCUUUCGAUUGCUGUUUUUACUUGAUGGUGGUGUAUGGUCGCUCCGUAAUCUAUCGAUAUCAGUCCCCCGCGCGGUCCUGUCAGGGGAGGGACAAGCAGCGGUCCUCCGGUGUUCCUACGACCUUGAAGGCGCGGCUCUGUACUCCAUACGAUGGUAUCGAGCAGAGACAGAGUUCUACCGAUAUGUGCCACGGGAAAUGCCUCCAACCAUGGUCUUUCCCCUGCCAGGUGCAUCUGUUGAUCUGGCAGCAUCAGACCACCAGCAGGUUCGCAUAGUGAACCUGAACCGGCGCCUCAGUGGUGACUACCAGUGCGAGGUGUCGGCGGACGCGCCGCUGUUCCACACGGACAUACGGUCAGCACCGCUUACUGUUGUUGACCCCCCCUUCCGCGCCCCCCGCCUCACCGUAACGCAGAGGAACUACGCUCGCGGUGACGUCAUCAAGGCCAACUGCUCUGUGGACGAGUCCUACCCAGCAUCCAACAUUACUUGGAUAUUGGAUGACCAUAAGAUAGCAGAAACAGUAUCCUGGCGGACUUCAGACCUGGAUUUCAAGGAGCGAGGGGCGUUCAGUCAUCUGGAGCUGACCAUUCUGGAAGCAGAGCACUACAAAGUGGGCCUGACGUACACCAGCGCAAGCCUGAACAGGAUCUACCAGGAUCAUUAUGUGUAUGGAAGGGAGGAGACUGACGAUUUGAAUGUUGUUAGGUACACCAUGGUGCCACCAGAGAGCGGUCAGUUCACGCUUGGCUGCGUGGCGACUCUCUUUGACAUCUACGCGAGGCAGAGCGAGGCGGUUUACAUAAAGGAAGACACUCCGCACCCAGCAUCUGUUACUGGGGAAGAUUCUUCAGGCAUAACCCAGAGCUACAGCAUCAUUCUCACGUCCAUUUGCGCAGCCGGUGUGAUCUUACAUGCGUUAUGAUUACAUGUCUCCAGCAUAGCUAAGAAUACUGAAUGUUGUGAUAGAUAUUAAAUAACGUAGAGCUAUGUUUCGAUAUGUAUGAUAAGCCUGUAACAAGUAAAGUAUUUAUCCUGAUUCGUUAUGGAAUCUACGAAUUCUAAAUACCCAUCAGUCCCCUGGGCUUAAUAAUAAUUACCACCAUGGUAGGUAGAUAUUUAAAAGCGGACAGUAAAUACUUUACGUGUAACAGGCGCCUAAAGGUGAAUACAGACAUUGGCUAACGGAAAUGUCUUUAUGAUGAAAUAAACAGAUAUGGAAUAUAGUGACGUCACAGGAAAUUCUUAAACGUAUGGCCGUUCUUGUCUCUUCUAUGAAGAAGAAUAGAGAUUAUUCAAAUGUUGAAGAUUCUUCUCCUGUUUCUUUGUGACUCAGGAAGAAUAAAAAAUUAGCAAUAAUAUUCACGCUUCUGAAUAAAAAUUCAUAAGUUUUAUUAAAUUACGAGUAAAGCCCUUGUCUGUGUUACACCUAAGUGCCAAAAUGAAUCCAAAUUGUAUUUAUAUAAGAUUUAUUUUACACCAAACAUGUAGACAUUGUAAUGUGUAAUCGGUAAUAAUUACGUUAUAUGAAAUGUGAUAAUAAUGUUUAAUGAUUAAGCGCAUUGAAUACAAUAAUCCCUUGGUACGUAGGAUCAUUUAGAAAUCUGCUUCAUUUAAUACAUUGUGACUUCUUUGUAAGUAUGAUAGACUAGCUCUCCACCCACGCGAGGCCCGCGUUUUCAAAGAAAAAAACCCGCAUAGUUCCCGUUCCUGUGGGAUUUCCGGAUUAAAACCGAUCCUAUUCGUUAAUCCACGUUACACCGUAUAUUAUAUGUGCUAAAUGUCAUUGUAAUCGGUUCUGUAGUAUUUGCCUGAAACAGCAACAAACAUACAUACACAUACGUCCAUCCACACAAACUUUCGCAUUUAAAAUAUUAGUAUGAUUUAUUAUAUUGCACACCUUAUUGAAAUGUUUAUUCAAUUUAAUUAAGAAGGUGUAUCAAAAAAAAAACAAUCUUACCCAAUUUAUUUAAAAAUUUAAUAUUCGUCUAUUGAAAGUUGAUUGAAAAAAAGAUAAUUAGUAAAGAUACAAGAAGACCGAAGUGUUUAAUUUUGUACUCAUUCUAAAAUAAUGUUGACUUGCUUUUAUUAUCUCAUAAACUUAUUAACUAACUGUUUAAAAUAUUGUAUUUAAAUACAGUUAAUUAGAUUACAAUACCUACUAUAGAGCUUUUUUGUCGAAUACAGGAUGUUCAAAAAUAAUUUUACACCUACGUACCAAAGGAUGUUGAAGGCACCAUAAUUAAAAUAGAUAAUAAAAAUAUAGUUAUUCGUUACGUUUGUACAUUAUGUACGAGAUUAUUAUAUUUGUGACAAAAUAAAUACGUAAAAACAACAAUAAAUAAAAUAAAGUUUAAUACCCUGUUUGAACAACUCUCACGUGAUGGCGGUCGGAGUAAAAAUAUUGUUUAAUAUAAAUCAUAACACUUAAUAAAAUUACACAUUUGUCUGGUUGUUAUUAUAAUCGUGAGAUUUAAAAUUUAUAUUUAUUUAUUCUAUAGUUUCUGUGAAAUGUAAGUAAAUUAUUUAGUCUGUCAUUUGUUAUUAUCUAAAAGACUUAUUAUUUGUGAUGUUAAAUUAUUUUUAUAAAGAAAAUCGUUCAAUGGUCGACUAAUGUUAUUCGUGAAACAAUUGUGCCAAAUUAAUGAAUAUGAAUAAUAUUCUAUCUCUUUCACAUUAAAACAAUUUGAUGUAGAAGAAAGAGAGAGGCGAUUAGUUAUUUGAUUCAGUAGGUUGAAUGUUUUGUCACGUUCAAUCAAUUUCAAAGGGUCACUUGAGUGAUAAGGACAAAAAAUGUUAUAGCUAUUGAAGGCUUUUACAUAAUAUUUAUGUAUGAAUAAUAAUAAUAAUGAAAUGCAUUUGUUCAUACCUAAUUGAUCAGGAUAAAGCGGCAACUGCCUGAUUUAUAAGAAAACAUAAGAUGUAAUUGUUAUUUUUAAUGUAAUGUUUAAAAUACGUAAUUAUUUUUUGUUAUUUUUUAUGGAUCUUGUAUAUAUUGAUAUUCAUAUUAAUUUGCGGUCUGCAGGUAUACGCCGUGCUUUGGAAUUUUGUACAGUUGGCAACGAAGGUUGAUAUCCUAGGUCAAUAGAAAUAAUACGGACAAUAUUGUUAAAUUCGUCAAUUUUGCGUAAACCCUGUUCGCCAGUGUACUAGAUAAGAUAUUACUUAUUUGAAUGUUAUAAAAUAAUAUAUGUGAAUAUGUAAAUAAAUUAGUUACUCAAA
This is a messenger RNA of Colias croceus (clouded yellow), 3393 nucleotides long. RefSeq lists its product as uncharacterized. The coding region runs from base 140 to 1096 and encodes 318 amino acids. The transcript has 7 exons. NCBI's taxonomy places the organism in Eukaryota, Metazoa, Arthropoda, Insecta, Lepidoptera, Pieridae. The record is from RefSeq and is a predicted model, not a curated record.